This is a messenger RNA of Styela clava, 1916 nucleotides long. The record is from RefSeq and is a predicted model, not a curated record. Lineage: Eukaryota; Metazoa; Chordata; Ascidiacea; Stolidobranchia; Styelidae.
ACCUGCGAACCCACGCAAAGUAAUCAGAGGUGCGGUGGCGAGCGUAUUUCUAACACGAUGAGCCACACCGCCGCGCUUUAUUAUUGCCUUAUCCAAGUCUGCAAGUGCUUGAUUCUAUUAUUUGUGGGUCAUUUUAAUUUCCAGUCCGGCAUUAAAUUCAAACAGGGGUAUUUAUAUGAUGAAAUAUUGAAGGAUUUGUGAACAGAAAAUGAUCACAGGAAGGCAAAAACAAGGAUGUGUGGAAUUAUUACGAAUGCUUCCACAACAUGAAUUGAUUGGUCUGUGUGAUACAGUCACCAACAAGCUUAUUGCAUCUACUAACACAGAAGAAGCCAUUGAUGCGAUUUUGACAUAUUCCAAAACUGUUGAAGAAUUGCUAAAUCGUAAGAAGCUGAAACAUGAAAUUUUAUUUCAAUAUUUGCAUUCGAAGAAUGUUGGCGGAAUUAAUCCAAAAUGCACAAAAAUUGAACUUGUCAGUGUGAUAAUUGAUUUUUGGAGUAAGGGUGUUGUUGAAAGGAAUAAACAUUUGUCAUCACACUCAACCCAGAAAUUUUGUAUUUUAUAUAUCCUAAAUUCUUCGUGCAUUUUCACUUAUAACUACCACUCGUAUAUUAAUCCACAUGAAUUUCAGGGCCAAACUUCUCAACAAAUUACGAUUAAUUAUAACACGUUUAUACAUCAUGAGGAGAAAAAUGUAUUGAAUGUUGUGUCAGCUUCUUCCGUUGGUGAUGGAUUAGACACCGGUCAACAGUUGGCAAAAGAAUUUAUAUUAUGGUUUUAUCCAAUGCUUAAUAAUAUCAAAAAUAACCAGUCACCAGGUUGGGGAGCACAGAAUUUCUGUCCUGAUGCUGUACUUGUACUCACUGUGAUUAGAGAAGGCAAUAAUCAACAUGAAGAAAAGUUUAUUGGUGCUCAGGCAGCACAAGAAAAACUUGCCUCAUUAGUUAUGAAGGACAAUGCAGUAUUGAAUCCGAAUACAACUCCUGAAGGAUAUAGAGGAACAAUCAGUCCACAUGGUCUCGCAAAAGUUGCUGUGUGUGGAACUUUGCAUAAACUCAACGAGACUUGUAACUCACCCAAUAGACAGAUACUUAUGGGAGUUUUUGAACAAUGCUUCGGACUUGUAAGAGAUGUCAGCGACGGAAACAGAUGGAAAAUCAAAUAUACUGAUUUAAAAAUGAAACUUAUGAGUAACUACGGUCAAACACCUCAUAUGACUUUAAGUGAAGAUGUUAUAAGAGCUAUUUCUGAAUGAUACCAAUGUAUCUUCUAUUACGAUCUGAUCUGUCGCAGUUUGUUUCUGGUAAGGUGGAAAUCCAGGAUAUUUUCACUUUGCAUUUCAGGCACUACCGUUGUACAUAUAUAUGCAUAGUGUUGUUGUGGAGCAGGGGUGUGCAAUCUGCGGCCCAAAGGGAAAAAUUGUGCAGCCCGCGAGAAGUGCCAAUUUUGAGUUGUGGGUGGCCCACGAAACGGGUUUUGUAUCUGGUACGUGUGGGUAAUUCUAAUCUUUUUGUGAAGCCUAUACCUGAAUCCAAUUAUCUAUGAUGUUACAAAGCCCCCCAAUAGCUGGCAAGCAACGCAUGUCCCAAGAUCUAUAACGUAAAUCUUUGCGAGCACGGCUACUAGAAAACCUAUAAAUUAAGAUGUGGCCCGCUGUAUCUGUAUCAUAUCUGGGCUCCUGACCCUCCCUGACCCUCCUGUAUAAAAAAAGGUUACAUACACGUUGUACGUACGCACUAAGUGAUGAAGGCCUCAUUUCCGCAUGAAUUUCUAUUAUACAUACACGCUGUACUAAGUGAUGAAUCAUGCCUCAUUUCCGCAUGAAUUUCUAUCAUUUUUUAUGACUAAGUAAUAAUGAGUAAUGACAUAUCUUUCUAUCUAUUUGUAUGUAACCUGCGAAUAAAACUGAUCUACCA